AAUCCAUCGCAUGGCAGACUGCGCGGGCACCAUGGCAAGCGGCUCCCCGAUCCACAUGCGCCCGUGCCUCCGUAUCGCGCCGGCUAAACCCCUGCUCGCAUUGCGUAGAUGCUUUUCGCCAGAUUCAGGUUCUGCCAUUUCGCCCAGAUGACACACUCGCCCUUCUUUUCUUCUAUCUCGGCGACUGCGGUCGCCUUUGUUGUAUUUGUAUGAAUUCUUCAGCAGUGCCUGGUAUCCCACUGUCCUCAGCUGCGUAGCACGCGCUUUUCCCCAUCAACAUGGCCGCCUCCGCGGCGGCGUUGGCCAACCGUCACGUCCUUUCCACAACACUUCUUCAUCUUUCGGAUAUGAAAUACAAAGAUAGACGGCAGUACGGGCCAGACCAGCCAGUAGAGUUCCUCGAAUUCCGACCAACAUUAGUACCCGCAAUUCUUGUGAACAAGCUGUGGGCAGACGAGGGCACUUCUAUCCUGUGGAGACGUUAUCCACAUCUCCCUUCUCUCAAGCAUAUGCCCUUGGAGCGACGGCAAUAUUACGCCAACAAGGUUCAUCAAGUCUUUGCGUUGAGCCCGCCACUGGGAGGCGUAGAGACUCUGGACUACCUGGAAGGCUUGUCAUGGCUUAAUCUGAAGAGCUUGGAACUUGAAGUCGACUUGCAACUCUAUGGCGCACCGUUCAGACGCAUGCUUCAUGCCGGACUGGAGCAUGUGGAACUGUCAGGAAUCCAGAGUGGAGGGUCACAGUACUUUAUUGAGACCAUUCUUCCGACUCUCUUCAAUCCUUGCAAGAACCUCAAGAGUAUACGUAUCGGCUCUGACACCAUUAUGGACGACGAUCCGGUCCAUGUCAGUGCCCUGUACGAGUAUCUCGAUGCGCUCCCUGCUAUACGAACGAUUGAAGUCAAGCUCGUCAAUCUGAUGGACAAAGAUGCCUUGUUCACACGCUUGAGCCAACGGCAAGGACUACAAAGUCUGCAGAUCGACCUCGAUCCAGGCUUAGCUCUUUUGCCGAUCCUCGCAGGACCGUAUGCACUACCAUCUCCUUUUGCGUCUCUCAGACGCUGCUCAAUAAUGUGCUACCCCGAGAUUGCAUUGGCCCUCCCUACGCAUCUACGGAUGCUAGAAGACCUGCAGCUAGACAUCGCGCGAGUACCCAUCUCACCGCAUCAGCCUGCAGACUUUACCAUCUUCGAGGAUAUGAUUGCGGAGCUGUCCCACUGCCCAAAGUUGCGAAACCUCAAGAUCGGUCUCAGCUCUCUCGCCGUAGACUUCCCGUCAUCCAUUUUGCUGCCACGAUUAUCCGGAUCUGCUCUUGCUAAACUUGCAGAAACGUGCCCAAAAUUAGAAGACGUCAACCUUCUUGUCACCGAACCAUCAGCGAUAGACGGCUCCUCGAUCUCGGGCAGGGAUUUCGAAAGCUUCUGCAAGGCUCUCCCUCAGCUUCGUAGCCUGAGUCUAAAGUUGCAACCGACAACUGCGUCAGCGUUGGAGAUGACAGCUCUUCAGAGCCUCGGCCAGUAUUGUUCUGAGCUUGAGGUACUCCGACUCAAGUUAGCCAUUCAACUUUCCAUUUUGCCGGGUUCUGAUAGCAUGCCGCGAAUUUUGAUAAGCGACGACGACGACUUUGCACCUGAAGUCCUAGCCCUCCAAGACGUUUCGCCACUUUUCCCCAAGCUUACACAUCUUGCUUUGUCACGCCCAGACACCGAUCUCGCGCCCGUACCCGACACCUUCACGAGUUCUGUUUCUUCACAAUCCACCUCCAUGGUCGAUCCUACCGUCGAAGAAGACCUCGUGCGCUCAUGGGCUCAUCCGCUCCUCACGCAUUUCCCUCGCCUUGAGAUACUGGAAGCUUGGGGCGACUUCAGUGGCCAGGAUAACGAAUGCCUCAACUAUUUCCUACCCACGCAGGAAAUCUUGGCUUCUACAUGGGAAUUUCUCAGCGGGAUUGAACAAGAUCUAUGGGAGGACGAUGUGGAGUCAUUCGAAGAGUCAUUCGAGGAAGGAAACAGCUGGCAUUCGCUAGAAGACUGGGAGAAGGCCAGCUUGACCAAUGAGUUUGCAUUUGGAGAGGAUGGGCCCGGGGACGUGCAUGAGGUGUAUCCGGACAUAGGCAAGCUUGCUCUGCGUGAUGAAGAGCCCGAGGGUAUGAUUACGCCUGGUAGGACACUUGCGUCUGGCGACUACUUUGAGGACUCGCCAACGCACGCUUGAAACCGAGUCUGGCUGACAGAUCUUAUUUCCUUGUACACGAUUUGAACGGCGAGCGUACAUACGACGAUGUGAUUUUUUUGUAUAGGUCUAGCUGGACUGGACGCCCCUCAGUUGAUACAUACCGGAAAUAGAUGGGUAGGACGACACGACUAUGAUAUGAAGAGCACAAGAAUGGGGGUUCGGACAAAGAUAUAUGGAUUUUUGCACGCUUUGGGAUGAACACACAGGUCAAUAGGGUUGUGUCGUACGCGUAAGAUAACAUGCACAU
Molecule: messenger RNA, 2481 nt
Organism: Paraphaeosphaeria sporulosa
Lineage: Eukaryota; Fungi; Ascomycota; Dothideomycetes; Pleosporales; Didymosphaeriaceae
Exons: 3
Coding region: 279-2213 (644 amino acids)
Source: RefSeq, a predicted model, not a curated record